Molecule: messenger RNA, 2298 nt
Organism: Girardinichthys multiradiatus
Lineage: Eukaryota; Metazoa; Chordata; Actinopteri; Cyprinodontiformes; Goodeidae
Gene: hnrnph3
Product: heterogeneous nuclear ribonucleoprotein H3 (2H9)
Exons: 11
Coding region: 194-1396 (400 amino acids)
Biological process (GO): regulation of RNA splicing
Cellular component (GO): ribonucleoprotein complex; nucleoplasm
Molecular function (GO): RNA binding
Source: RefSeq, a predicted model, not a curated record
CCUGCAGUUGGCCUGCUAACAGCUACAACGUUAAAGCUAACAUUACCUCGUUAGCUUGAAUGAGGAAAUACGUUUGCUUAAAUAUCGUAUAACUCAGUUUAUAGGCAGAUAAAUGUGAUAUUUCUUCAUUAACAAGUAGAUAAGUUUUUCCGGAGGCAGACAAAACGAAGUCGUAAACGAGUUUAAAGGAAGGAUGUCUUUGAAUGAUGAUGGAUAUGUGGUCCGGAUCAGAGGACUUCCCUGGAACUGCUCACGGGACGAGGUGGCCAGUUUCUUCUCUGACUGUGACAUCAUGGGAGGAGUAAGUGGAGUUUGUCUGACUUACACUAAAGAUGGCCGUUCCACCGGUGAGGCAUUCAUUGAGCUGAAAACAGCUGAUGAUUACAAGAAUGCUCUUGCCAAGGACCGUAAAUACAUGGGACACAGAUACGUGGAAGUGUUUAAGUCAAAACAUAGUGAGAUGGAAUGGGUGCUGAGACGUAGCGGCCCUCCUCCUGACAGCUGCAAUGGCUGCAUGCUAAAAUUAAGAGGACUGCCCUUUGGCUGUAGCAAGGAGGAGAUUGUCCAGUUCUUUUCAGGGUUCAGAAUCGUGCCAAAUGGGAUAACUCUGCCAGUGGACUACCAGGGGAGGAGCACAGGGGAAGCCUUCGUGCAGUUUGCUUCAAAGGAGAUAGCAGAAAAGGCUCUGGGGAAACACAAGGAAAGAAUAGGGCACAGAUACAUAGAAAUCUUUAAGAGCAGUCGUUGGGAGAUCAAAGCCCACUAUGACCUUCCCAGGCGGGGAACUGGAACCCAGAGACCUGGGCCCUAUGACAGACCUGUAAUCGCAGCCCCGAGGGGAAGCCUGUAUGGGCCUGGACGUAGUGUGGGUCUGAUGGACAACAUAAGGGGUGGAGGUGGUUACGGAGGAGGUUACAGUAGCUUUGACAACUACAAUGGUCUCAGUGACUACUGUUAUGGUGAGAUGUUUGAUGACCGAAUGAGAGGAGAGAGGGGAGGAAGAGGAAUUGGCGGCAGCCACGGUUAUAGCAGACAAUCUGAAGGUAACUCGGGUUUCCACAGCGGCCAUUUUGUGCACAUGAGGGGUUUACCUUUUCGGGCCACAGAGGGCGACGUUGCAAAAUUCUUCUCUCCUCUGAAUCCACUGAGGGUCCACAUCGACAUGGCGCCUAAUGGAAAGCCGACUGGAGAGGCAGAUGUGGAGUUUCGCUCCCAUGACGAUGCUGUGGCAGCCAUGUCCAAAGACAAAAAUCACAUGCAGCAUCGCUAUAUUGAGCUGUUCCUUAACUCAGCGGCCAGUGAAGCAGGCGAAAUGAGCCGUGGGGGAGGUGGUUACUACAGCAGCUCAGGAGGAGUCGGAGGUUCUCGAAGCAGUGGACUACGAGGUGCUUACUGAUGUCCCUCAACUCUCUUCUCAUCCAUCCAUGGAGUUUGUCUGCAUCUCUGAAGACCAGUUUUAAUACAAUAUAAUUUCUAAGCAGGAAAGCUGGAGGAAAAUAAUUUAUUGACCUUGUGACAAAUGAUGUGGUUUAGUGCAGGGCUGAGAUACCCAUUCAUCCAACAUAAACGUUCAGUCUGCAGCUCUGUUUUUACACUGUACCUAAAGCUGUAAUAUGAUGGAUAAAACCUGCCCCCUUUGGUAAAAUCUUAGAGCUUUAGUAUCUGGUGAAAAUAUUUGUAUUUGACAGUUUGUUCUUACAUUUUGUAGGAUAUUUGGGUAUUGUAAUACAAUUUAUCACAAAAAUAAAAGGAUGUACAUGCAGAGUGCAAUGAAAGGCACAUUUGACUUUCAGAAAUAACAUUUAAUUUCUUUUUUUAGCAUUAUAGCCUUUUUAAUUUCUAUAAACUAAUUGCACUUCAUAUUGUUUUGGUGCUGUGAAAAAAGAAACACGAUUUCAUCCCAAAGAAUAAAAGCUGUGGGUCUUUUUUAAAUAUACAAGACAAAAAUACCACACUGCAGUGGAAAGACAGCAUCAUCAGGUCAAAUGUGAUCACCUGAAAAUAUUUUGGGAAUAUGAUGUAAAAAUGUGCUUUAUGUUUGUUUUUUAAAGGCUUUCUUUAUUCUAGUUACAAUAUUUUCUUUAGACCAUCCUGACAAAAAUGAUUUCAGAUCAGCUUUCCUGGUUUGAAAGGUUUUGUAAUUGAGUGUUUUUGUUUUUUUUAUUAAAUGUUUUCACAGUUCUUUACAGAAUCUCAAACUCCUAAUGAGUGGAAAUGAAAGAAAAUCUAUAUUUGAGCUGUAAAAUAGCCUAUAAAGCUGUUGUACAUUUGCUUAAUAAAAUUUUGUAUUUAAUUGUC